UGGCUGCAGACAAACUUGCAUUGUGUUGCAGACGAGAAUGGAUUUGACGGAAGGCUCCGCGCUCGGCGUGUUCAGCUGCGAGCUGUGCGAGGUUUCCUGCCCAUACAGCUUUUACGGACAGAAGCCGCCAAACACCAGAGCCAUAGUGCUCUUGGAGGAAUGUUAUGGCAUAAAGGACCCUUUCAGCCCAGAGAGAGAGAAGUUUGUGAUUUUGGGAUCCAAGUGCUCUCUGUGCAGCAAGACCGUGUGUGUGGGCACGGAAUGCAGUUUGUUCUACACUAAACGCUUCUGUUUGCCCUGCGUGCGGGAUCACCUUCACCAGUUUCCAGAGCAGGUUCAGAAUGAGCUGCUGAGGAAGAAGAGCACGUCCUCUUGAUGUUUGUUUGAUGUCAUUUUUAUCCAGUUAUUAUCCUAAUAUGUACGUUGUCUGACAAAAUCCCUGUGAUUUGCAUGUUUUGAUGUGCUGCCUUUUAUGAAGCCAGUUUGAGCAGCAGAGCAUCUGUUGAACGCCACCGUUUCUGGUGUUUGCAGUAAUGCAUAUGACUAAAUGUGUUGUAGGAAACAAGUAUGAAAUAAACAGUGUGGAUAAGAGAA
Molecule: messenger RNA, 594 nt
Organism: Danio aesculapii
Lineage: Eukaryota; Metazoa; Chordata; Actinopteri; Cypriniformes; Danionidae
Gene: cdpf1
Product: cysteine rich DPF motif domain containing 1
Exons: 4
Coding region: 38-376 (112 amino acids)
Source: RefSeq, a predicted model, not a curated record